Messenger RNA from Solea solea (common sole), 2535 nucleotides. RefSeq names its product solute carrier family 2, facilitated glucose transporter member 11-like. Gene Ontology annotation, cellular component: membrane. The transcript is spliced from 12 exons. Gene Ontology annotation, biological process: monosaccharide transmembrane transport. Gene Ontology annotation, molecular function: hexose transmembrane transporter activity. NCBI's taxonomy places the organism in Eukaryota, Metazoa, Chordata, Actinopteri, Pleuronectiformes, Soleidae. The coding region runs from base 54 to 1547 and encodes 497 amino acids. The record is from RefSeq and is a predicted model, not a curated record.
CACUAGGGUUCCGCAAACAAGACGACCCUAAAAAAACUAACAGCAAAGACAAAAUGCCAACGGAAUAUCUGGACGAAUAUGAACCUCUGCUUGUUAAAGAUAGUAGGCCGCCAAAGCUUCCGGGCGCACGACUGUUGCUGGCGGGCUGUGCUGCCUGUAUAGGAGGAACCUUUCAGUAUGGAUACAAUUUAUCUACCAUCAAUGCACCCACCGUGUAUGUGCAGAAUUUCAUCAAUGAGACCUGGCGGGAGCGUUACCAAGUUGACAUCACUGAGAAAUCUCUUACCCUGCUUUGGUCCACUAUUGUCUCUGUAUUCACCUUAGGAGGACUCAUAGGAACAACGAUUGGUGGCACACUGUCUGUGAAGCUUGGAAGGAAAGGGACUCUGUUGGCCAAUAACACAUUUGCAUUACUAGCUGCUCUGCUGAUGGGUCUGAGUUACCCCACAGGAUUGUUUGAAUUACUCAUUGUUGGACGUCUUCUCAUUGGAAUACAUUCAGGUAUUUGCCUUUGUGUUCAACCCCUGUAUUUGGGUGAAAUGGCACCAACUGCAUAUCGUGGCAUCAUUGGAAUGGGAUCUUCAGUUUUCAUCACUGGUGGAAUCUUGACUGGACAAGUGAUGGGCCUCAAGGAAGUGCUGGGCACAGAAGAGUACUGGCCCAUUCUGCUCGCCACCACAUGUAUCCCAGCGAUACUGCAGCUCCUGAUCCUGCCGUGGUUCCCAGAGAGCCCACGCUAUCUGCUCAUUGACAAAGGAAAUGACAAGAAAUGCAAGAAAGCCCUGAAGCAACUGCAUGGGGCUACUCGAUGUGAUGGUGAACUGGAAGAAAUUGAGAAGGAGAGGAAUAAUUUAACAGGUUUCAAGGCUAAGAAACCCUGGGAGCUCCUUGCUGAUCGCAGCAUGCGCUGGCAGCUUCUCACCGUCAUGCUGCUCAAUGCUGCUCAACAGUUGAACGGCAUCAAUGCUAUUUACUUCUAUGCAAAUUAUGUGUUCAGACAAUCUGGGAUUCCUGUUGAUCAAAUACCAUAUGUGACCAUUGGCACUGGUGCCUGUGAAUGCAUCACUGCUUUAACAUGCGGUUUGCUCAUUGAGUCUCUGGGAAGAAAAGUGCUCAUCACAGGAGGAUACAUACUGAUGAGUAUCUGCUGCAUAUUAUUAACGCUGACACUGUCAUUUCAGGAUUCCAGCCCGAUUUUUCCAUACUUGAGCAUGGUGUGCAUUUUUGCUUUUAUCCUGAGCUUUGGGUUAGGACCAGGUGGUGUGACGAACAUCUUGACUACUGAACUAUUCACACAAACCUCGCGCCCUGCAGCGUACAUAAUUACAGGGAUAGUAAACUGGACCAGCUUCUUCUUCAUCAGCUUAGUCUUUCCUUUUAUUGUGAUUGGUCUGAAUCAGUACAGCUUCCUGGUGUUCUUAGCUGUCUCCUCCUCAGUGGCAAUAUACAUUUUUCUUGUUGUUCCUGAAACCAAGAACAAGACCUUCCUUGAAAUUCAGAAUGUUCAAGUUCAAGUCCUCCGACAACACAAAGGCCUUCAAUGCUAAUAAUGCAGAAGUGUUGCAAAUGUCUACAUGAAACGCAACACAUGACCACAAGCUAUUUUUCGAGUAAAGACCAAAUUGUUAAAAACUUUUCUUAACAAAUGUCUCUUGUCAUCGAGUUUAUAAACUGUUAUACAUAGAUUACAGAUUACAGAUAAGAUUUCAUGUAUAGUUUAGACCAGCCGUUCCCAAAUGUAGGAGUGUCAAGGCCCACUUUGAAAUCUGAAAAUCCAAACCCAAACCUUAUCACGACUAGGAUUAAUGAUCCACAUAUAUAUUAUUGUUUUCAUGUUGUUUUCAUGCUGUUUCAUAUUGUUUCAAACAAAAUGACAAAACUGAAAGUUAAAAACAUUGAUUUAUUUACGUUUAGUGACCUUUCAGGACCCACCUGCAGUACCAUCACGGCGAGCCUUUCAGUAUUUUCAGUCGGUGACCUUUGGCACAAAGGCUUUGCUGAAGUAGGAGAAAGGUUACACUUAAAUAUGUCGGUAUUUGCAGGGCUUGUAAGAUUAUUUGUAAACAAUAUAUGCAUGGCUGUUGUAAAAUAAACUAAAUAUUAUCAUCAGUUAUAAGCAAUUCAUAAGUUAAAGGUAAUUCAAAAUGGCAGUUUUAAUUAUCUUGUCUAUCAGAAAUGGGGUUUCUUUCAGGAUUAAACUAACUAAAUAAUUAACGUACCACAACAACAUAACUGCAGGCUGAUCUAAUAUUGUUUGACAGUUCAAAGAAUCUACAUGUUUUUUUUUUUGUUACCCAAAGCAAGAGCUGCAUUCUUAUAGCAACCCCAGUGAAAAGUAUUUGCCUCCUGGUCCCAACUUUAAUAGGCUUAAUGUGGAACUAUGCAUGGUAGAUUUGAUUUUCAUAUUCCACUGGAAUUUCUUUGUAAGUUGAUAAAAAUAACUUGAAUUCACUUGAAUGACCUAUAACACACACACACACACACACACACACACAAAAGAAAACUCUAAUAAAAACCCUUUGAUUCAGAAGCCUA